CCAAAGUGGAAUUACAAAAGGUGUUACGAAAGCCCUCCAGUGGCCCCCAGGGGUGUGUUUAAAUUCAACGUUGCGUGGAAUUUUUUCCCCCCGGUGUAACCACUCCGAAUCCACGAGAGGAAGAAAAAUACGGAAAACGAAAUAUUGGAUACUAAAAUCGUUGAGCGCCAGUGUCGUCGUAACGGAAGUGGAAACCGACUGGUUUUCGUCGAGACUCGGAGCUACAAUACGAUCCCCAUCCCAUUCUUCAGCGAAUAAAUAACAUAAAAGGAAUAACGAGAAAACCCGGAAGAGAAGAAGAGGCCGGAGACUGCAAAGAGAGCUUCACGCCUGCGCAACGAGGAAUAGAGGGGUUGUUGAAUUCCAGAGGAGGAUUGCUCGCCUAUUCCAAUAUUCCAGCCGUGACAACCCCCGUCGUCCCGACUCUUCCGUGUCCGCGGGUGUCUCCAGUCGGCACACGAACCUCAACAGGAGAUUGUCGCGCUGGUACCGCGAUAACGACGAUAAACAUGCAAAGAAGAGGCUGGUUUACGUGACUGGUUGCCCUUCCUUCCCCAAUAAUUUUCAUCGUAAUUUAGUUGAUUUGUUGAUUAGUUGUGAAUUGAAGUGAGUGACAGCGGGGUGAGUUUGGUGAAUUUUUUCAUCUCGAAACAGGUGUAUUUGUGAUACGCACGAUCCGGUACACGAGGUCAGAGGAUGGCUGACAGCGAGGGUGGAUCCGAACAGGAUGACGUAUCAUUCCUUCGUACGGAGGAUAUGGUAUGCUUAUCCUGCACGGCCACAGGAGAAAGAGUAUGCCUCGCUGCCGAAGGUUUUGGUAAUCGUCACUGCUUCCUGGAGAACAUAGCCGACAAGAAUAUACCUCCCGACCUUUCACAAUGUGUCUUCGUGAUAGAGCAGGCCCUGUCAGUACGUGCCCUGCAGGAGUUGGUCACGGCCGCUGGCUCCGAGACGCAAGAAGAUACCCUAGGGAAAGGUACGGGAUCAGGACACAGAACUCUAUUAUAUGGAAAUGCUAUUCUCCUCAGGCAUCAAAACAGUGAUAUGUACCUAGCAUGUCUAUCAACAAGUUCAUCCAAUGACAAAUUGGCGUUUGAUGUAGGUCUUCAAGAGCACUCACACGGUGAGGCUUGUUGGUGGACUGUGCAUCCAGCAUCGAAACAGAGGUCUGAGGGUGAAAAAGUUCGCGUCGGUGAUGACCUUAUUCUCGUAUCAGUUGCCACUGAGAGAUACUUGCACACGACCAAGGAGGAUGAUCUCUCUGUGGUGAAUGCAUCGUUUCAUGUUACACACUGGUCGGUGCAACCCUACGGAACUGGAAUAAGUAAGAUGAAAUACGUUGGAUAUGUAUUCGGUGGGGAUGUAUUGAGGUUCUUUCAUGGGGGCGAUGAGUGUCUGACUAUACCGUCGAGCUGGACUCCUGCGCCAAGUCAAAAUAUCGUCAUCUACGAAGGUGGUAGUGUAAUGAGUCAAGCAAGAUCUCUAUGGAGGCUCGAAUUAGCACGAACAAAAUGGGCCGGUGGUUUCAUAAAUUGGCUCCAUCCAAUGAGAAUAAGACAUCUGACAACUGGGCGAUAUCUCGGCGUCAAAGAAAAUAACGAGCUCUACCUGGUCGAUAGAAACGACGCUACGAUCGAGACUUCGACUUUCUGGCUGCGUCAGGAGAAAGACGACCAGAAGAUUAUACUUGAGGAUAAGGAUCUUGAAGUCAUUGGCCUGCCGAUUAUCAAGUAUGGAGACUCAACUGUCAUCAUGCAGCAUUCUACGACGUGCCUUUGGGUCUCUUACAAGUCAUACGAAACGAAGAAAAAGGGAGUGGGUAAAGUGGAGGAGAAGCAGGCGGUGCUUCACGAGGAAGGAAAGAUGGACGACGGUCUUGAUUUCUCAAGGUCCCAGGAGGAAGAGUCAAGGACUGCGAGAGUCAUCAGGAAAUGCAGCAGUUUAUUCACUCAAUUCAUCACAGGCCUAGAAAACCUACAGAUCGAUCGAAGGGCUUCCAUGUUCUUCCAAAAUGUUAAUUUGAACGAGAUGGUGAUGUGCCUGGAGGACUUGAUCAACUACUUUGCUCAGCCGGAGGAUGAUAUGGAACACGAGGAGAAGCAAAACCGUUUCCGAGCCCUCCGCAACCGUCAAGAUCUAUUCCAGGAAGAGGGCAUUCUCAAUUUAAUCCUCGAAGCAAUCGACAAGAUAAACGUUAUUACAUCCCAGGGUUUUCUGGUGGCCCUCUCGGGGGACGAGAGCGGCCAAGCAUGGGAUCAAAUAUCCGGCUACUUGUACCAACUCCUGGCAGCAAUAAUCAAAGGGAAUCACACCAAUUGUGCCCAAUUUGCCAACAGCAACAGAUUGAAUUGGCUCUUCAGUAGGCUCGGCUCUCAGGCGUCCAGUGAGGGCACAGGGAUGCUCGACGUACUCCACUGUGUCCUCAUUGACUCGCCAGAGGCGUUGAACAUGAUGAGAGACGAGCACAUCAAAGUCAUCAUCUCACUCUUGGAGAAACACGGCCGCGACCCCAAAGUCCUUGACGUCCUGUGCUCUCUGUGCGUGGGUAAUGGUGUGGCCGUCAGAUCCUCCCAGAACAACAUCUGUGAUUUCCUCUUGCCCGGCAAGAAUCUCCUACUGCAAACCCAACUAGUGGACCACGUGGCCAGCAUCAGGCCCAAUAUCUUUGUCGGUCGAGUCGAAGGAUCGGCUGUUUACCAGAAGUGGUACUUCGAAGUGACGGUUGAUCACAUUGAGCAGACUAGCCACAUGAUGCCACACUUGAGAAUCGGUUGGGCAAACACUACUGGUUACGUUCCAUACCCGGGGGGUGGAGAGAAGUGGGGUGGCAAUGGGGUGGGCGACGACUUAUACUCAUUCGGUUUUGAUGGCGCAUUUCUGUGGACCGGUGGGAGGAAAACUCCAGUCAUGCAGAACGCCACUGCUCCCUACAUCAGGAAGAGCGAUGUAAUUGGUUGUGCGUUGGAUCUCACAGUUCCCGUCAUCACAUUUGCCUUCAAUGGAGUGCCCAUCUCAGGGUCAUUCCGGAAUUUCAAUCUAGAUGGUAUGUUCUUCCCGGUUAUCAGUUGCUCCUCGAAGCUAUCCUGCAGGUUUCUGCUCGGUGGAGACCACGGAAAACUCAAGUUUCAGCCACCGGAGGAGUUCUCACCACUGGUUGAGAGUCUUUUGCCUCAGCAAAUAUUGUCUCUUGAUCCUUGUUUCUAUUUCGGAAAUAUGAAUAAAGUGGUUUUGGCUGGGCCCUGGCUCAUUGAAGACGAUACGGCGUUCGUGCCAGACCCCAUAGACACCAGCAUGAGUAAUCUUCCUUCGGCUGUUGAGGAUAUUAGGGAUAAAUUGGCUGAGAAUAUUCACGAGAUGUGGGCCAUGAAUAAGAUCGAGGCUGGCUGGGUCUUUGGGGAGCAGCGAGAUGAUCUGAGGAGGAUACACCCCUGCAUCGUCAAGUUCGAGCAUCUGCCCCUUGCUGAGAAACGAUACGACACGCAGCUGGCGGUGCAAACACUGAAGACAAUCGUUGCGUUUGGAUAUCACAUUUCCAAGGAACCACCUCGCUCGAGGAUUAGAAACCUGAGACUUCCGAAUGAACCCUUUCUGCAGAGUAAUGGGUACAAACCAGUGCCUCUUGACCUCAGCGAUGUGACACUGACGCCGAAGAUGGAGGAGUUGGUGGAUCAGUUGGCUGAGAAUACUCAUAAUCUGUGGGCGAAGGAGAGAAUCAGUCAAGGGUGGACGUAUGGACUCAAUGAGGAUUCCGAUAUGAGGAGGAGCCCGCAUUUGGUGCCUUAUGCUAAAGUUGAUGAGGCCAUUAAAAAGGCUAAUAGAGAUACUGCAAGCGAAACUGUCAAGACACUGCUGGUUAAUGGGUAUAUUUUGGAUCCACCCACUGGUGAUCAGCAUGAAGCUCAACUCCUCGAAGCGAACAAACUCCGACAACAAUAUUUCCGAACAUACAGAGUAGAGAAACACUACGCAGUGAGCACUGGCAAAUGGUACUUCGAAUUUGAAGUAUUAACAGCUGGACCAAUGCGAGUGGGCUGGGCGAAAUCAGACUGCGCCCCUGGGAACAUGAUAGGAAACGACGAGAACACCUGGGCCUUCGACGGGUACAACGAGGAAAAAGUAUACUCGGGCAACGCCGAAACGUUCGGCAAGCAAUGGCAGGUUGGAGACGUUGUCGGUGUAUUCCUGGAUCUUAUUGACCGAACAAUUAGUUUUUCUCUGAAUGGGGAGCUCCUUAUGGAUGCACUGGGUGGAGAAACAUCUUUUGCUGAUGUCCAGGGGGAUUCAUUUGUCCCUGCAUUUACACUCGGUGUUGGACAGAAGGCGAAAUUCACGUUUGGACAGGAUGUUGAUACUCUUCAGUAUUUCACUACUUGUGGGCUUCAAGAAGGAUAUGAACCUUUCUGUGUGAAUAUGAAUCGCCAUGUGACCUUCUGGUAUACCAAAGAUCAACCGAUUUUCGAGAAUACCGAUGACAUGGCGGACACCAGAAUCGAUGUUGCUAGGAUCCCAGCAGGUUCAGACAGUCCUCCCUGUCUCAAAAUUUCUCACAACACGUUUGAGACGAUGGAGAAAGCUAAUUGGGAAUUCCUCAGAUUAUCACUACCAGUUAUCUGCCAAUCGAGUUUCAUUACGGAGAGCGAGAAGAUUCGCCGCGGGCAGGAGAUCAAAAUGAGGCAGAGUCGAUUGCUCGCCGAGCAGAAUGAGCAGGCGCAACAAGCUGCACAACCGUCUGCUCAUAUGGAACAGAUUAUGAAAUCUGGGUUUAGCAUGAGCGAUAUCAAAGGACUGCAAAGAAAUUAUUCUGAUGAUGCAGCAGAAGACAUGCCAAUGAGCGAAUCCCCAAUGCCAAUGAGAAAUAGACCAUCCAGGCCACCAAGGAGAAAUUCCCUUUACGGGUCUCGUACUUUGAAUAAUGCAAACAGUGAAGGAGAGAUGGUGAAUGGAUAUGAGGAGAUGAACGGAGAUGUCAAAGACGAUAAAAAAUCCAAACGUGGAAAAUCACCGUUUCGCAAGCUUAGCAAAGAGAUGGAAGAUAUUGAGUUUUUUUCAAAGAAGAACAAGUCUCCUGAAGCAAAGGCUAAAACACCAGAUCCCCUUGCCCGUUCAGAUAUGUCUGACAGAAGUGGAAAAGGAGUUUCUGUGGGCAGACUGUCGUCAAGACCACCUCCUCAAGUUCGUGUAUCAAACACUGACUUGAAAGUAGUACCGCCCGCCAUACCAGACCGCACUCCAACCGCCCCCAAAGCGAUGUCUGUGAAUUUGACAGGAACUGGAGUAGAAGCCAUUGGAAAUGAGCUCUACGAUGCCGAAUGUUUGAAGCUAAUGAACGAAUAUUUCUACGGAGUGAGAAUUUUCCCUGGUCAGGAUCCCACUCAUGUUUACAUUGGCUGGGUCACAUCGCAGUAUCAUCUCCACACGAAAGAUUUUAAUCUUAAUCGUGUCAGGAAGGCUUCAGUAGUGAUUGUUGAUGAUUAUGAUCGUCCAGUUGAACAGGUGGACAGACAAAGUUGCUACAUGGUACGUGCAGACGAUUUGUACAACCAAGUAACUCAAGACGCAUCAGGAAAAGGUGCCUCCCAAGGAAUGUUCGUAGGUUGUUUCGUCGACACAGCAACCGGACUGAUCUAUUUCACCUGCGAAGGAAAGGAGACAAGUCACAAAUUCAAGAUGGAGCCAGAUACAAAGCUCUUCCCAGCGAUUUUCGUCGAAGCAACGAGCAAAGAGAUCCUGCAAAUAGAACUUGGAAGGACCUCGACGACUCUGCCAUUAUCUGCAGCUGUCCUCCAAAACUCAGAUCGUCAUGUGAUUCCUCAGUUCCCUCCGAGACUCAAAGUCCAAUGUUUGAAGCCCCAUCAGUGGGCUAGAGUGCCAAAUCAAUCCCUUCAAGUUCAUGCUCUGAAGCUCUCCGAUAUCAGGGGAUGGUCAAUGCUCUGCGAAGACGCUAUUUCCAUGCUCGCACUUCAUAUUCCCGAGGAGGACAGGUGCAUUGACAUCCUCGAGCUCAUCGAGAUGGAUAAACUCUUGAGUUUCCAUGCACAUACAUUGACAUUGUACGCAGCUCUCUGUUAUCAAUCGAAUUAUCGUGCAGCCCACGCGCUCUGCCUUCACGUCGAUCAGAAACAAUUGCUUUAUGCUAUUCGAGCUGAAUACAUGUCUGGCCCACUUCGUCAAGGUUUUUAUGACCUUCUCAUUGCUCUGCAUCUCGAGUCCCAUGCUACCACCAUGGAAGUUUGCAAGAACGAGUAUAUAAUCCCUCUAGGUCAAGGAUUGAAGGACCUCUAUGAGAAUGUAGAAAUGCGACAUAGUUUACGAUAUUUGGAGACAGAAUCCGUACGUCCACAGAUGAAAAUGACGGACAUCAAGGUACUUCCUUCCAGUGAGAAUCAGAGCAUCGAGAAUAUCCGAAGUCUGUACAGCCCGUACUUCCCACUUGACAUUGUUCGUGACUAUGUGAUGAUGGCACUGAAGGAGGCUGUCGAAGUUAAUCAGGUGCACAACCGCGAUCCCAUUGGUGGCAGUAACGAGAAUCUCUUCCUGCCUUUAAUAAAACUUGUAGAUCGCCUGCUUCUGGUGGGGAUGCUGAGGAACGAGGAUAUCGAGAAACUUUUGAUUAUGAUUAAUCCUGAAACUUGGGAUCCAACAUUUGACAAAGAGGGUAAAGAUGAGCACAGAAAGGGUCUCCUGCACAUGAAAAUGGCGGAAGGAGCAAAGCUCCAGAUGUGCUACCUCCUGCAACACCUCUGCGACGUGCAGCUGCGUCACAGAGUCGAGUCAAUAAUCUCCUUCAGUCACGACUUCGUCGGCGAGCUACAAUCCGAUCAGUUGCGUCGUUACAUCGAGAUAAAGCAAUCUGAUCUGCCCUCGGCAGUGGCAGCAAAGAAGACCAAAGAGUUUCGUUGUCCCCCUCGAGAGCAGAUGAACGCGAUCCUAAGCUUCAAGAACCUGGAAGACGACGAUCCAGACAACAUGCCCUGUGGCGAGGAAAUGAUCACGAAGAUGAACGACUUCCACAAUGAACUCAUGUCCUACGUUUCCCUACAUGCUCUCCAAGAAGCUGCUGAUGCCGCCAACGACGUGGAGGAGAUUGAGAAGCCUGGAGCGAUGAAAAGAGUCCUGCAGAUGAUCACAAGCUCCACGAAAGAACCGACUGAUUCCGAGAGUGAGAAGCAACCUGUUGUUGAACCAGAGAAGAAAACACCUGAGGAGGUCUUCAGGAAGGUCCUCAUCUCAACGAUCACGAAAUGGGCUGAGGAGACUCAGAUAGAAACUCCGAAAUUAGUUCGAGAGAUGUUCAGCCUUCUUGUCAGACAAUACGACACAGUGGGAGAAUUAAUUCGAGCGUUAGAGAAGACCUACGUAACGAACAGUAAAACUAGGGAGGAUGUUGCGCAGAUGUGGGUGGGAUUGAGCCAAAUACGAGCGUUGUUACCUGUCCAGAUGUCCCAGGAAGAGGAGGAACUGGUGAGGGAACGACUCUGGAAACUAGUGAACAACCACACGUUCUUCCAGCAUCCGGACUUGAUCAGAGUUCUCAGGAUCCACGAAAAUGUGAUGGCUAUCAUGAUAAACACUCUUGGAAGGAGGUCCCAGGCUCAAUCCGAUGCUCAGGCCCAGGCUCAAGUGGCUGAGGGAGAGGCCCCUUCGAAGGAGAAGGACACUUCGCACGAGAUGGUUGUUGCUUGUUGCAGAUUUUUGUGCUAUUUCUGCAGGACCUCGAGGCAGAAUCAGAAGGCCAUGUUCGAUCAUUUUGACUUUUUGUUGGAGAACAGUAAUAUUCUGCUGUCGAGACCAUCACUGAGGGGCUCCACUCCUCUCGAUGUUGCGUAUUCCUCGCUGAUGGAGAACACUGAGCUUGCCCUGGCGCUCAGAGAACAUUAUCUCGAGAAAAUUGCAGUUUACUUGUCACGGUGCGGACUGCAGUCGAAUUCGGAAUUGGUGGAGAAGGGAUAUCCAGAUCUUGGGUGGGAUCCUGUGGAGGGAGAGAGAUACCUCGACUUCUUGAGAUUCUGUGUUUGGGUAAAUGGUGAGAGCGUUGAAGAAAACGCGAACUUAGUGAUUCGUCUUCUCAUCCGAAGACCCGAGUGUCUCGGCCCUGCUCUGCGUGGAGCUGGUGAUGGUCUAAUGAAAGCCAUCGUCGAUGCCAACAAAAUGUCAGAGCGCAUCGCAGAUCGUCGAAAACGUUUUAAACAGGUGCACGACCAACCCGAAGGUGACUUGGUUGGACAAUUUGAGCAUCCACUGCCGGAGUCGGAUGACGAUGAGGAUUACAUCGAUACUGGCGCUGCUAUUCUGAAUUUCUACUGCACACUCGUUGAUUUACUGGGCCGAUGUGCACCGGACUCUUCAGUUAUUGAACAGGGAAAGAACGAGUCCCUUCGAGCCAGAGCAAUUCUCCGUUCCCUGGUGCCCCUCGACGACCUCCAAGGAGUCCUCUCCCUCCGUUUCACUCUCCUAAACCCAGCGGUCGGCCAAGAACGGCCAAAAAGCGACACUCCCUCAGGUCUAAUCCCCGGCCACAAACAAAGUAUCGUCCUCUUCCUCGAGCGAGUCUACGGCAUCGAAACGAAAGAACUCUUCUUCCGCCUCCUCGAGGAGGCCUUCCUCCCCGACCUGCGCGCAGCGACAAUGCUCGACAGAAACGACGGCUACGAGUCCGACAUGGCCCUAGCGAUGAAUCGAUACAUUGGCGUCAGCAUUCUCCCCCUCCUCAUAAAGCACUCGAAAUUCUACAACGAGGCUGACAACUACGCAAGUCUCCUCGACGCCACACUCCACACAGUCUACCGCCUCAGCAAGAACCGAAUGCUGACCAAGGGUCAGCGAGAAGCUGUCUCAGACUUCCUGGUGGCAUUGACCAGCCAGAUGCAACCCAGUAUGCUCCUCAAACUCCUACGGAAACUCACGGUCGAUGUCUCAAAUUUAUCAGAAUACACAACAGUAGCCCUGCGUCUGCUCACUCUGCACUACGAACGUUGUGCCAAAUACUACGGAUCCACUGGAGUGGGUGCUCAAGGUGCUUACGGAGCCUCCAGUGACGAGGAAAAGCGUCUUACAAUGGUCCUCUUCGACAACAUCUUCGACUCCCUCUCAAAAAUGGAUUAUGACCCUGAACUAUUCGGGAAAGCCCUUCCCUGUCUCACCGCCAUCGGUUGCGCACUACCCCCUGAUUAUACAAUGCCCAAAACCUAUGACGACGAGUGGUACAGCAGUAAAACGGCGUCAACUCAAGCCCCAGACGGCCCUUACAACCCUCAGCCCAUCAAUACUUCCAGCGUGGUUCUCACAAACGACUUGAACCAAAUCGUUCAAAAGUUCUCAGAGCAUUACCACGACGCCUGGGCUAGUAGAAAGUUGGAGAACGGCUGGACCUAUGGGGAAUCCUGGUCGGAUACCAACAAAACUCACCCCAGAUUGAAGCCCUACAACAUGCUGAAUGAUUACGAGAAGGAACGCUACAAAGAGCCUGUCAGGGAGAGCUUGAAGGCAUUGCUGGCCAUUGGCUGGAGUGUUGAGCAUGCAGAAGUGGACACUCCUUCCACAAACCGAAACUCCUUGAGAAGAUCCUCCAAGAGCCAAGGAGAUGCUGCUAAUCCCUUCAACUACAAUCCCCAUCCUGUAGACAUGACCAACUUGACUCUCAGCAGGGAGAUGCAGAACAUGGCUGAGAGACUUGCUGACAAUGCCCACGAUAUCUGGGCGAAGAAGAAGAAAGAGGAGCUGAAUACGUCCGGCGGCGGAAUUCACACACAAUUGGUUCCCUACGAUCUCCUCACUGAUAAAGAGAAGAGGAAGGACAGAGAGAGGUCCCAAGAGUUCUUGAAGUACCUCCAGUACCAAGGAUAUAAACUACACAAGCCAAAUCGAGGUGGAGAUGCAGAAGUCACGGGACCCAAUGCAUCGGCUGAAAGCAGAUUUGCAUUCACACUUCUUGUGAAGCUCAUUGAAUACUUGGAUAAAGCGACCAUCAACAUGAAACUGCUGAAACCUUCGGACACGUACAGCAGACGAAUUAGCUUCAAAACAUCAACGAGAGACAUCAAGUUCUUCAGUAAGGUUGUGCUGCCACUCGUUGAGAAGUACUUCAGCACUCACAGAAACUACUUCAUUACUGUUGCAACACCUACGAAUAACGUAGGAGCGGCUUCGUUGAAGGAGAAGGAAAUGGUGGCUGCGUUGUUCUGCAAAUUAGCAAGUCUCCUUCGGUCUAGAUUAGCAGCGUUUGGUGCCGAUGUCAGAAUUACAGUCCGUUGUUUGCAGGUUCUAGUGAAGGGUAUUGAUGCCAAGUCAUUGGUGAAGAGUUGCCCAGAGUUCAUCAGAACCUCGAUGUUGACUUUCUUCAACAAUACCGCUGACGAUCUUGGGCAUACGAUCCUGAAUUUGCAGGAGGGCAAGUACAGCCACCUGAGAGGAACUCAUCUGAAGACAUCUACAUCGCUAUUUUAUAUUAAUAAUGUGGUCCUUGCCACGCUGACAGCCAUGUUCGAUCAUCUAGCUGCUUGUGAAUACGGAAGUGAUCUUCUUCUUGACGAGAUCCAGGUCGCUUCGUACAAGAUGUUGGCUUCGCUGUACACCUUGGGAAUUGAUUCCACUCUGACACAUGACAGGAAGUAUCUGAAGACGGAGAUCGAGAGGAACAAACCGAAUUUGGGCUCCUGCUUGGGAGCUUUCUCCAGUUGCUUCCCUGUGGCGUUUUUAGAGCCACAUUUGAAUAAGAAUAAUCAGUUCUCUCUGUUGAAUCGAAUCGCUGACCAUUCUUUGGAGGCUCAGGACAUCAUGACGAGGAUGGAGUCGAGUAUGCCGACGUUGGAGACGAUUCUGACGGAAGUGGAUCAAUUUGUGGAGUCUGAUAAGACUUACAGUGAUGCUCCUCAUGUUGUCGAUGUUAUUCUUCCGCUUCUUUGCUCUUAUCUGCCGUUCUGGUGGGCUCAGGGUCCUGAUAAUAUCACACCGACCGAGGGGACUUACGUCAGUAUGGUGACGAGUGAUCACAUGAACCAAUUACUGAAAAAUGUGUUGAAACUGAUCAAGAAGAAUAUAGGAAAUGACAAUGCACCCUGGAUGACUCGAAUCGCUGCUUACACUCAACAGAUCAUCAUCAAUUCUUCUGAGGAGCUGCUGAAGGAUCCGUUCUUACCACUUGCUGAACGUGUGAGGAAACGUACUGACACUAUGUUCCAUAAGGAAGAAUCUCUUCGAGGCUUCAUCAAGUCCUCCACUGAUGAUACGUCUCAGGUAGAGGCGCAGAUCCAGGAAGAUUGGCAGCUGCUAGUCAGGGAUAUUUAUGCUUUCUAUCCUCUACUGAUCAAGUACGUUGAUCUCCAGAGAAAUCACUGGCUCAGGAACAAUAUCCCUGAAGCUGAGGACCUGUACAACCAUGUGGCAGCGAUAUUCAACAUUUGGUCAAAGUCGCAAUAUUUCCUAAAGGAAGAGCAGAACUUCAUCUCUGCCAAUGAGAUCGACAACAUGAUCCUGAUCAUGCCCACAGCCACUCGGAGGACGGCCACUGUGACGGACGGAUCGGCACCUGGUGGAGGUGGCAAAAAGAAGAAGAAGAAUCGAGACAAGAAGAGGGACAAGGAUAAGGAGGUUCAGGCCUCCCUGAUGGUGGCUUGUCUCAAGCGUCUACUUCCAGUUGGUCUGAAUUUGUUCGCUGGGAGAGAGCAGGAGCUGGUGCAACAUUGCAAGGAUCGGUUUCUCAGUAAACUUCCUGAGCCUGACAUUGGGGAAUUUGCGAAAACACAGUUGACACUGCCAGAUAAACUAGAUCCUGCGGAUGAGAUGUCUUGGCAGCAUUAUUUGUAUUCAAAGCUAGGGCAGAAGAAAGAUUCUCUGGAGGCGGUGAAGCCUCAACAGCUGGAAGAUGUCGUUGCUAGGAUCACUGACAUGGCGAAGGUCCUGUUUGGGCUGCAUAUGAUAGAUCAUCCUCAGCAGCAGAGCAAGAAUAUUUAUAGAUCCGUGGUAUCGAUUGAAAGGAAACGAGCGGUUAUCGCUUGUUUCCGUCAAACUCCCCUACAUUCCUUACCCAGACAUCGUGCAAUCAACAUUUUUGCAAGAACUUAUUACGAGCUGUGGCUUCAGGAUGAAAAUGUUGGGCAGGAGAUAAUGAUUGAAGAAUUGACGCAAUCGUUUGAAGAUGCAGAGUUGAAGAAAAUGGAUAAAGCAGAGGAAGAAGGCAAGCCCGAUCCUCUAACUCAACUUGUAACGACUUUCUGUCGAGGAGCAAUGACUGAGCGCUCUGGAGCUCUCCAAGAGGAUCCCCUUUACAUGAGUUACGCCCAGAUUAUCUCGAAAUCCUGCGGUGAAGAGGAAGAAGAAGGAGAGGCUGAGGAAGGUGGGGGCGAGGGCGAGGAGAGUGGACCCUCCAUUCACCCGACGCAUAGACUCAUAUUGAGGCCAAUGCACAAAUUGAUGGAACAAGAGAUGGAAAAGCAAAAGCUCCUCUUUCACCAAACCCGUCUGGCAGACAGAGGUGUAGCCGAGAUGGUGCUGCUCCACAUAUCAGCCUGCAAGGGGAUUCCCAGUGAAAUGGUGAUGAAAACCCUGGAACUCGGAAUAUCAAUCCUCCGUGGUGGUAACAUCGAGAUCCAAAAAGGAAUGUUGAACCACCUGAAAGAGAAGAAAGACGUCGGUUUCUUCACCUCAAUAGCCGGUCUGAUGAACUCGUGCAGUGUCCUGGACCUCGACGCCUUCGAAAGGAACACGAAAGCCGAGGGUUUGGGAGUCGGUUCCGAUGGCGCAGCUGGCGAGAAGAACAUGCACGACGCCGAAUUCACCUGUGCACUGUUCAGGUUCAUUCAACUUACCUGUGAGGGUCACAAUCUGGAGUGGCAGAAUUACCUGAGAACUCAAGCAGGGAACACAACCACAGUGAACGUUGUCAUCUGCACUGUAGACUACCUCCUGCGGCUCCAGGAGUCGAUAAUGGAUUUCUACUGGCACUACUCCAGCAAAGAGCUCAUCGACCCAGCAGGAAAAGCAAACUUCUUCAAAGCCAUUGGUGUAGCCAGUCAAGUCUUCAACACAUUGACUGAAGUGAUCCAGGGUCCUUGCACCCAGAAUCAGCAAGCACUCGCCCACUCUCGUCUCUGGGACGCAGUGGGAGGUUUUCUCUUCUUAUUCUCUCACAUGCAGGACAAACUAUCGAAGCAUACGAGUCAAGUUGACCUCCUGAAGGAGCUCCUCAACCUCCAAAAAGACAUGAUCACAAUGAUGCUGUCCAUGCUUGAAGGAAACGUCGUCAACGGAACCAUCGGGAAGCAGAUGGUGGACACACUAGUAGAAUCCGCAGGAAACGUCGAGCUAAUUCUCAAGUACUUCGACAUGUUCCUCAAGCUGAAGGACUUGGUGACAUCUCCAAGCUUCCUGGAAAUCGAUCCUAAUAAUGACGGCUGGGUUCACCCCAAGGACUUCAAGGAAAAAAUGGAGCAGCAGAAGAGUUACACCCCCGAGGAGAUAGAAUUCAUGUUAGCUUGCUGCGAGACUAAUCACGAUGGCAAGAUCAAUUAUGCAGCAUUCAUGGGACGUUUCCACGAGCCUGCCAAGGAGAUUGGCUUCAACCUUGCAGUGCUGCUAACUAAUCUGUCAGAGCACAUGCCCAACGAGCCUCGACUUGCCCGAUUCCUGGAGACAGCAGGCUCAGUCCUGAACUACUUCGAGCCCUUCCUCGGUAGAAUAGAAAUUCUAAAUGGCCAGAAGAAGAUUGAACGAGUGUACUUCGAAAUAAAAGAAUCGAAUAUUGAGCAGUGGGAGAAGCCCCAGAUCAAGGAAUCAAAGAGACAGUACUUUUACACAACAGUAGUAGACGCUGGAGACAAGGAAUUACUGGAGACAUUUAUAAACUUCUGUGAGGACGCAAUCUUCGAGAUGCAGCACGCAAGCUCGCUGAUGGCAGUGGAGGACUCGGGCGGUCUCAAUAAAGUCAGAGAGUCCUCCUACACUUACCUGGGUGACGAAGAAGAGGAGAAGAACAAGGAUCCAUUCAGAAGAGGCCUGCAAGUUUUCAAAGACGGGCUCUCCCUCUUCGUCUCCAUGCUCUCACCUGGAAAUAUCAAGACCAAAAUAGCUGAGAUGCAGCAGAUGACAAUCCCUGAAUUAUUCGUCGGCUUCUUCAGGAUGAUGUUCUAUGCAGUCUACUAUUCCGGAUUCGGUGUUGGAGUUGUUCUCAAUUACUUCUUGAAGAUCCUGUUGACAUUGAUGAGGGGACCAAAUACAGAAGAGGAAGUGGUUGAGGUGAAGGAGGAGGAGAAGCCACUGAGGCACUUGCCAGCACUACCAGCAACGCCAGACGAAUCUAAUCUGCAGAUCCAAGCAUUUGGCAUGGAUAUAACGAAGGAGGAUGGGGGGCAGAUAAAGAUAGCGGCACACGAGUCGAAUACGUUGACCCCGCAGUCUAGUAUGGAGGAGGCUGGGGAGAGUACUCCAGAGGAGGGCGCAGGUGACGAAGCCAACAGACCUGGAGAGUCAGAGGGACCGAUGACAUUGACAGAGCUGCUUGGAGGUGAGCAGGCGAGGGCAGAGGCAGCUGCAGCUGCUGAGGCUGCAGCUGCCCAGGAAGCUGCAAUGGCUGCCAUUGCUGCCAACAAACAAGUCCCUUCGGUGGAACCUGCAGCAGUUCAUGGGACAGACUCUCAAUAUGGUAAGAGGAUUGUCUCCUAUUUGGCCAGGAAGUUCUACAGUCUCAAGUGGAUUGCUCUGGUGCUUGCCUUCUCCAUCAACUUCACUCUACUUUGCUACAGGGUGACGUCGCUCGAGGCUACUGGUGAUGACAGCAGCAAGGAAUCACUGACUGAGAUGAUUGGGGAAGCGUCUGGUGAAGGAUCUGGCUCCGGAGGGGGGGCUUUCGAGGGGAGUGGAGGGGGAGAGGGCUCUGGAGAGGACAUGGAGGACCUUCUGGAGUAUGUCGAUGUCCCCGAGGAUUAUCAGUACAUGUCUUAUGUUAUGAGAUUCAUGGCUGUCGUACAUACUAUGGUUUCACUUGCCAUGCUUGUUGCUUACUAUCAACUUAAAGUACCAUUGGCUAUCUUCAAAAGAGAAAAGGAAAUUGCUAGGAGAGUAGAGUUUGAUGGGUUGUAUAUUGCUGAAAGCCCUGAUGAGGACGAUAUCAAGGCACACUGGGACAAAAUGGUCAUAUCAGCUAAAUCAUUUCCGGUUAACUAUUGGGAUAAAUUCGUAAAGAAGAAGGUCAGGACGAAGUACAGUGAGACGUAUGAUUUUGAUUACAUCAGUAAUCUUCUUGGAAUGGAGAAGACAUCGUUCAGUCAACAAGAGGAGGGGGGCAGUGGGCCUAUUCACUGGAUUACGUCUAUCGACUGGAGAUAUCAGAUUUGGAAGGGUGGUGUCACCAUCACUGAUAAUUCAUUCUUGUAUAGUCUGUUUUAUCUCACAUUCUCGAUCGCUGGAAAUUAUAACUAUUUUUUCUUUGCUGCUCAUCUGCUUGAUGUUGCGGUGGGAAUCAAGGCCUUGAGAACGAUUCUUCAGUCUGUUACGCACAAUGGAAAGCAACUGCUCAUGACUGUGGGAUUGUUGACUAUUAUUGUGUAUAUUUACACGGUUAUUGCCUUCAACUUCUUCAGGAAGUUCUAUGUGCAGGAGGAGGAGGAGGGGGAGGUGGACAAGAAGUGUCAUGAUAUGUUGUCCUGUUUCACUUUCCAUCUUUAUAAGGGGGUCAGAGCUGGUGGGGGCAUUGGAGAUGAGAUUGAAGCACCUGAUGGGGAUGACUCGGAAUUGUAUAGGAUUAUAUUUGAUAUCACCUUCUUCUUCUUUGUCAUCGUCAUCCUGCUUGCUAUCAUUCAAGGUUUGAUCAUCGAUGCUUUUGGUGAGCUUCGUGAUCAACUCGAGAGUGUCAAAACCAAUAUGGAAAGCAACUGCUUUAUUUGUGGCCUUGGGAAGGACUAUUUCGAAUCUGUUCCGCAUGGAUUCGAUACACACGUACAAAAGGAACAUAAUCUUGCAAAUUACAUGUUCUUCCUCAUGCACCUCAUCAAUAAACCAGACACUGAGUAUACGGGUCAAGAGACUUACGUGUGGAAUAUGUAUCAACAAAGAUGUGGGAUUUCUUCCCAGUGGGUGACUGCUUCCGAAAGCAGAACGAAGCUGUGGAGGAGGAUGUCAAAAAGAAAUAGUUUUAAACAUAUUUUUUAAUUGAAAAUUUGAUGGCCCACGAGAGCGUUGAGACAACGGGGAACAUUAAAUUGAAGAUAUUAAUGAUUAUUACACCGACAAUCUCCAGUCGUAGCGAGCUUCGGGCAUCAUUCGAGCUCGUCUGUCGCAUUCGAAUAAAAUUUGUUAAAACUGUAGGAUUUUUUAAAGUCGAAUUUGUAUGAGGAAUCAUUAGAAAAAUUAAAUUUUCCGGCGGAAAAUAAAGAAAUUAGUUGGACGAACGUAAUUAAUGGUUUACCAUCGCCAAUUGAAGGAUUAGUACCUCCAGAAACUGUCGCAAUUAAAUUCACCUAUUUUUUCAAUUUUGUAAUGGCUCGAUGCGAUUGUAAAAUCACAGAGAUUCUUUGAUCUACGGAAAUUUAAAUAAUGUUGAACUCAAUCUCUAGAGGAUGACUUUUAAAACGCUUGGAAAAUGCUGACAGCACAAAUUAGGGAGAGAUUUCUCUGGAGAGAAACCAUUACGAAGAUCCGAUAAUUCAUGUCCCUAUCAGUGGCUAAUUAGUCAAUCAAUUUGUUAUCCUUGAAUAAGUUACAUUGAAUAUAUCCGUUAUUUAUUUAUGAGAAUUUACGAUAGAGGGAAUGAUCUGUUGUGAAUUGUUUUUUUCCUUCGAUUUUUCUUUAACAGUAAUGACUGAACUCAUCAUGUUGUUAAUUGAGAUUGUCAGAAUAUUGUAAAUAAAAGGAACACUCUUCGGCAGGGCUAUCUGAGAAUAAAAAUAUUUAAAAUUUUA
Molecule: messenger RNA, 16889 nt
Organism: Diachasma alloeum
Lineage: Eukaryota; Metazoa; Arthropoda; Insecta; Hymenoptera; Braconidae
Gene: RyR
Product: ryanodine receptor
Biological process (GO): calcium ion transmembrane transport; intracellular calcium ion homeostasis
Cellular component (GO): calcium channel complex; smooth endoplasmic reticulum; sarcoplasmic reticulum membrane
Molecular function (GO): ryanodine-sensitive calcium-release channel activity; protein binding
Source: RefSeq, a predicted model, not a curated record